Brassica napus (rape) is the source of this 1301-nucleotide messenger RNA. RefSeq names its product fatty-acid-binding protein 1. Lineage: Eukaryota; Viridiplantae; Streptophyta; Magnoliopsida; Brassicales; Brassicaceae. The transcript has 4 exons. Bases 97 to 957 code for a protein of 286 amino acids. The record is from RefSeq and is a predicted model, not a curated record. Gene Ontology annotation, molecular function: intramolecular lyase activity.
AAAUGGUGUGUGUUUGAGUGUUUUAAUGCGAAGAGUGUAACGAAACACACAACAAGUUAACAAAGACAACAACUCACACCUACCAAACACAAGACGAUGGCUUCGUUCCGCUUCCCUUUCUCGUUUUCUCAGCCUUCUGUCCCCAAACCACCGCCUUCCACGUCGUCAUCAUCCAGACUCUCCGUCUCCGCAGUCGCCGUGACCGUCACCUUCGGCGGAGCUGCGAUCGCUGCGUCGCGGAACCAGAGUGUCUUCUCCUCUCACCGUUCGUCUCCGUUACCGUGGGGAUCUAUAGCUCUUGCCGAUUCUAGCUCCGGAUCCGUUGUUGUUGAGCCUAAGACCGGUUUCUCGUUCCCGGCUACGAUCGGAGACUCCAUGAGAUUACUAGGCGUGGGGCUGAGGAGGAAGAGCGUGCUGGGAUUGAAGAACAUCGAUGUCUACGCAUUUGGCAUGUAUGCUGACUGUGAUGAUGUGAAGAAACUUAUUGGUGAAAAAUACGCGAAUCUUCCGGCAUCUGAGCUGAGGGGAAACAAGGCAUUCAUUGAUGAUCUCUUGGAAGCCGAUGUAAAGAUGACCAUAAGGCUGCAGAUUGUCUUCGGCAAACUCAGCAUCCGUUCCGUACGCAGUGCUUUCAAAGAUUCUGUCGGUAACAGGCUCAAGAAGUUCGGUGGCUUAGACAACGAUGAGUUGCUUCAAAGCUUCACUAGCCUCUUCAAAGAUGAGUAUAAAAUUCCAAGAAGUUCCACUAUUGAUAUGACACAAGGACCAGGGCAUGUACUCAACGUAUCAAUUGAGGGAAACCAAGUUGGGAGUGUGAAAAGCAAACUCUUGUGUAGGUCAAUCUUAGACUUGUACAUUGGUGAAGAACCGUUUGAUAAGAAUGCAAGAGAAGAUUUUCUGAACAAUGUGGCUUCUAUAGCCGUUGACGAGAAAGCAGCUCAUGAAAUUCAGAAGUAGAAGAUGAUAAAACAAACCAAGUGUGGUCUUUGUUAUCUUAUUUUUUUUAUAAUAUAGGUAUUUUGAAUGAACAAAUUGCUACCUUGAAGGAUGGAUGGGUUUUGUUUAGUCUAAAUAUGUACAGAAAAAAUUAACAAGCGUUUGAUGUACAAAGAGGGAUCACUUAAGAAUAUAUAAGAAGAAGAGGAAAAAGAGGUCUUCUAAGUUUUCCAGCUGAAAAUAAACUUAAAACUCUGAGGCAUUCUUGUACGCCAAGAAACAAGAGAUGUUUUUUCCGAGAAAGGUUAAAGAGGCAAAAGGAGUUGGAUUAAGUGGAUUUUACCAGAUCGUUGAGUCACGUCGGC